AUGAGCGGCGAGAUCGAUGCCGUCUACAUAUAUGACGAGCAAAACGCCCCUCUCGUUGAACAUGUAUAUCGAUCCCGCCCGCCUUCGGCCUCCGCCAUCCUGCCCCUCUACCUUGCUCAUGCUGCCCCACGCCCUUCCUUGCUGUAUAUCCCUAGUGCCUCGCCACCGGUGACGGUAUUUUCAACGGUAGAGUCAAACCUGUUGUUUCUUGCGAUCAGCGAAGUCGACACAGAACCACUGCUUGCGCUAGAGUUCCUACAUCGCGUAGUUGACGCGCUAGAGGACUUUGUUGGAUCACCGCUGCUUUCAACUAAGAUUCAAUCAAGUUAUGAUGUCGUUGCGCAAUUGCUCAAUGAGAUGUGUGACGGGGGAACGGUAUGCAAUACUGAACCCAACGCCCUGCAAGAAGUCGUUGAAGUUCCCGGGUGGAUGGGAAAGCUGCUAGGUGGAAUUGGAGUCCCUGGUACAUCUACACCGACGUUGGGUUCUAGCAAUCCCCUUAAACAAUCCCUCGCGGCUGCCAGUGCAUCUCAAGGACCAGCCAUUCCCUGGAGACGGCCCGGAGUACGACACACAUCCAAUGAGCUAUAUGUCGAUAUUAUUGAAUCUCUGAAUGUCACUAUGGCUCCUUCGGGGCGAUUACUCUCCGCAUUGGUCUCCGGGACCAUUGCGUUUACCGCAAAGAUAUCUGGAGUUCCAGACCUGAUGUUGUCGUUAUCAGCACCGGGUGGCCAGCACGUCCUUGGUCGCAAGAUGGAGCUCCCGGUAUUUCAUCCGUGUGUUCGACUGGCCCGAUGGAAAGAACGACCUGGGGAGUUCAGCUUUAUACCACCAGACGGAAGAUUCAUCUUGGCUGGCUACGAGGUGGACCUUCUCCCCAUAGACCCUGAUCUCGAUGAGUCGCCAAGCCAUAUGGAGAAGGUCUUUUUACCCGCGAUUGUUGACAUUCGCAAGUCAUUAGGGUCAUCUGGAUCGGAGUUCGAGGUCCGGUUGACUCUGAACACGAACUUCCCUGGUCAAAGCUCAUCCUCUCGACCUGGUGCUGGGCGAAACGGAUCAGGUAAUUCAACGCCAUCCUUCCUGGGUGGCGGUGGUGGUAACUCUGCUCCCGUACUGGAAGAAGUUGUUGUCAGUGUACCGAUAUCCAAAUCCGUUCGACAUAUCACGGACAUGCAGGCCAGCCGUGGUGACGCCCAAUUCUCCCCUUCAAACGGGCUCCUCGAAUGGCGGAUUCCUACUGGAAAGGAUGCUGGAUCGCUUUCCGGGACCGCGACGCUACGCUGUAGUGUCUCAGGCUACCCCUCGGCCGAUGACGACCUCGACAGUCCAGAUGAUGCUGAUGAAGACGCCAACGCGAAUCUCCUCCAGGGCUAUUACGAAGCCCCCACUUCGUACAAUGACGCAUCUGCCAGUACAUCCAAGAAAACCCGAUCUUCGGACCCUUCCAAGCGAAAGAAGAAGAAGAAGAAGUCCACAAAGAAGUCCCGCUCUGCGCUUCACCCAGAGGACGCCGAAGAGGACCCAACCGCGGCGAAUGCUCCGGCAACUACCCCAUCACCUAGUCAUUCUAAACCUCCAACACCCACCCCUCCACCUCAGCCUCAAUCAUCAAACUCUCACCUUCCUGCUUUCUUCGCUCCAUCCACAUCCCGCCCGGCUCGCAGAACCAAAGCCCAGGUCAAUGCCAGCCUAAUGCCAAACUCUGCAUCUGUCUCUUUCUCCGUGCGCGGCUGGUUGCCGUCCGGUAUCAAAGUCGAAAGUCUCAACAUCGACCAGCGGCGGAGUCGCGGCUUGGGCGAGGGUGUCAAGCCAUACAAGGGUGUCAAGUAUCUUUGUGUAAGCAAUCGUGGCGUGGAACGACGCUGCUGA
Messenger RNA from Penicillium olsonii, 1869 nucleotides. NCBI's taxonomy places the organism in Eukaryota, Fungi, Ascomycota, Eurotiomycetes, Eurotiales, Aspergillaceae. The record is from the annotation of a GenBank genome assembly.